Callorhinchus milii (elephant shark) is the source of this 1539-nucleotide messenger RNA. RefSeq names its product small integral membrane protein 30-like. Lineage: Eukaryota; Metazoa; Chordata; Chondrichthyes; Chimaeriformes; Callorhinchidae. The coding region runs from base 55 to 240 and encodes 61 amino acids. The transcript has a single exon. The record is from RefSeq and is a predicted model, not a curated record.
UCCAGUGGUCCCUCCCUCUCCCUCUCCCUCCCUCUCGUUUGCGAACUGUGCAACAUGGCUUCCUGGUGGGACCGUCCGGCCGUGUGCGCGACCCUGACUUGCUUCCUUGGGCUGGUGCCGGCAGCCGAGGCUCUGGACGGAGGGGACGCGGUGGCGCUGCUGCUGGGGAUAGCGGUCUGCACGGUGGGGGUGUGCGCGGGGCUGGGCUGGUACUCGCGCAAGAGGAACGGACAGUCGUAAAGAGAGAGAGAGAGAGAGAGACAAAAAGGAGGAGGAGGAGGAGGGGGGAAAGAAAAAUAUAACCGGUGGAGGAAGGGAUCCAACCAUCAUCUCCUCCCUCCCUCCCUCCCCCCACCACCAAGUCUCACAGCCAGACUCUGCUCACACAGCCAGCAAACCCCCUCUGCAAACCCACCCACCCAUCCACCCAUCCACCCAUCCAGGGUCUCCACAGAUCAAGCCCGAGCAUCUUCGCCUUUUAAGACUUUUGCACUUCAAAAUAAAACACGACUGGAUUGCAAACCUGCGGAUGUUUUAUAUAUAUAUAUAUCUUUUUUGGGGGGGCAAUCGCUUAUCAGCCUUCCCCCCCCACCACACCUACACCCACACCCGACCUAACGUUACUGGGUUCAACGUUUCGACCUGAAAAACUUUCUCCUCCCCCUCUCCCCCUCUCUCCUCUCCUCUCCCACCGUUUACAAGCAACUGGUUUCGUAGACCGUCCUGGAUGUUGGAUCAGCAACAGAGCAUCUGGAUCCCCACCACAGAGGAAAACCAACCCCCACCCCCCCUCCACCCCAAAAAAAACAACCCCCCACCACAGGCUGCUCUGCUCGACCUCUCUUGUGUUUUACAAGAUCUUCAAACAAAUGACUUGCGGGGGGGGCAGAAAAAGUGGAGAAAACGUUACAAUCCGGAAGUGUUCGUCCUGCUGACACAGGCGUUUAUUUCGUGUGGACAAGAAAAAAAACACCACCAAACAUUCAACCGGUUCAGUUGUCCUCUCUCUCUCUCUCUCUCUCUGAGUUGAGAGCCGAGCGCCCAGACGCUGAAUAAAAACCCCAUCUUAAGCUGCUGAACUGUUUCCUGACAUUCUGAGUUAUUUCCAAUGGUGAUUAUAUUGCGCACAUCUCUGUUACUGAGUCGCUCUUCUUUCGCUUUCUCUUUCUCACUCUCCCUCCCUCCACAUAACACACACACACACACACACACACACGUUUAUUGGCAUCUAAGCUGCAAAAAGAGAGAGAGAAGCCUUUGUUCCUAACCGAGAAGUGCUCUUUCCCUGUGCAUUUUUGUAGGUAUUAUUUUAAUGUGAGAUCUUACGUGUUUUUGUACCUACAGCAUAUUGCGAAAGGUUACAGAGAGUGUGGGGGAGGGAGAGGGAAUUAUUGUGGACCAACACACCAAUGUAAUGGCUGAAAUGCAGUGCAGUUGGAAAUGCAGCGAGACUUGUACUAUUUCUGGAUUUUUUUGGAACUAUAAAUCACUAUGGAUGUCGCCUGUGGUUUGUAAUAAAAUAAAGCUUAAAUUUGUAAA